Messenger RNA from Chroicocephalus ridibundus (black-headed gull), 3942 nucleotides. It is a transcript of the gene IL1RAPL1, whose product is annotated as interleukin 1 receptor accessory protein like 1. The transcript is spliced from 11 exons. NCBI's taxonomy places the organism in Eukaryota, Metazoa, Chordata, Aves, Charadriiformes, Laridae. The record is from RefSeq and is a predicted model, not a curated record. Gene Ontology annotation, biological process: signal transduction; negative regulation of exocytosis. The coding region runs from base 500 to 2590 and encodes 696 amino acids.
CCCAGCACCAGGAAAAUCCCCCCCGGACCGCCGCUCGCCGGGAUACUUGUGCGCGGCAGCCCGGAUCCGGCCCCGCGGCGGCGGCGGGGCGCUGGGCGCGGAGCUGUCCGCGGGGGGCCCCCCGGGCCGGCCGCCCCCCGCCUUAUCCCCUCACCCCCACCCCCCCCGCCGCACCUGGAUGGUACCUCCCGCCGGCGACUCGGGCACUUUCUGAACUAGGAAGGAAGGGGCGACUCUGGAGGGGUGCGGGGGGGGGGGGUUGCGGUGGGGGGACGCCGAAGUCUGUAUGGAAUUACCUGCGCCCGCGGCGGAGCUGGCACCGCUGGAUGGAUGGGCGCCGCGUCCGCGGCACCGGCGGCCAGCUCAGCCCCAGGAGUAAACACGGGGCUUCUCCGGCCGAGUGCGCAGUGUGGUGACCGGCGCUCGCCCCGCUGACCGAUCGCACCGGAGGGAUAUUUCGGGAGGCUCCUGUGGGGAAGUGACCACGGAAAGACAGAAAAUGAAAGCUCCUAUUCCCAACUUGAUACUCUUGUAUGCUACUCUAACUCAGAGCUUGAAGGUUGUGACCAAAAGGGGAUCAGCUGAUGGAUGCACUGACUGGUCUGUGGAUUACAAGAAAUAUCAAGUUCUAGUGGGAGAACCCGUUCGUAUAAAAUGUGCGCUCUUUUACGGAUAUAUUAGGGCUAAUUACUCCCUAGCCCAAAGUGCUGGACUUAGUUUGAUGUGGUACAAAAGCUCUGGACCUGGAGAUUUUGAGGAACCUAUAGCUUUUGACGGAACGAGAAUGAGCAAAGAAGAAGACUCCAUUUGGUUCCGACCAACAGUGGUACAAGACAGCGGGCUCUAUGCAUGUGUUAUAAGAAACUCAACUUACUGUAUGAAAGUGUCCAUUUCGCUGACGGUGGGUGAAAAUGACACUGGACUCUGCUACAAUUCAAAGAUGAAAUAUUUUGAAAAAGCUGAACUUAGCAAAAGCAAGGAAAUCUCAUGCCCUGAAAUUGAGGAUUUUUUAUUUCCAUUUAGGGAGCCUGAAAUUCUGUGGUAUAAGGAAUGCAAGUCAAAGACGUGGAGAUCAAGUAUUGUGUUUAAAAAGGACACUCUUGUCAUUCGGGAAGUUAGAGAGGAUGACAUUGGAAAUUACACUUGUGAGUUAAAAUAUGGAUUCUUUGUUGUCAGAAGAACUACGGAAUUAACAGUUACAGCACCACUAACAGAUAAACCACCAAAGCUUUUACACCCCUUGGAGACUAAGCUAACAAUUCAGGAGACCCAGUUAGGCGGUUCUGCUAAUCUAACCUGCCGAGCUUUCUUUGGAUAUAGUGGAGAUGUCAGUCCUUUAAUCUACUGGAUGAAAGGGGAGAAGUUUAUUGAAGAUUUGGAUGACAGUCGAGUCUGGGAAAGUGACAUCAGGGUUCUCAAGGAACAUCUUGGGGAACAGGAGGUUUCCAUCUCAUUGAUCCUUGACUCUGUGGAAGAGGCAGACCUGGGGAAUUACUCAUGCUACGUUGAGAAUGGGAAUGGACGCCGACAUGCCAGUAUUCUUCUACAUAAAAGGGAGCUGAUGUACACAGUUGAGCUUGCUGGUGGGCUUGGUGCUAUUCUGCUGCUGCUUGUUUGUUUAGUGACUAUCUACAAGUGUUACAAGAUAGAGAUUAUGCUCUUCUACAGGAAUCAUUUUGGAGCUGAAGAACUAGACGGAGACAACAAAGACUACGAUGCAUAUCUAUCUUAUACCAAAGUGGAUCCUGACCAGUGGAAUCAAGAAACCGGAGAAGAAGAAAGAUUUGCUCUUGAGAUCCUACCAGAUAUGCUUGAAAAGCAUUAUGGAUACAAGUUGUUCAUACCAGACAGAGAUUUGAUUCCCACAGGAACCUACAUUGAAGACGUGGCGAGAUGUGUAGACCAAAGCAAGCGACUGAUCAUCGUCAUGACUCCAAAUUAUGUGGUGAGAAGAGGAUGGAGCAUCUUUGAACUGGAAACAAGGCUUCGAAACAUGUUAGUCACGGGCGAAAUCAAAGUGAUACUGAUUGAAUGCAGUGAACUACGGGGAGUUAUGAACUACCAGGAGGUGGAGGCCCUAAAACAUACCAUCAAGCUCCUCACUGUCAUUAAAUGGCACGGACCAAAAUGCAACAAGUUGAAUUCCAAGUUCUGGAAACGUUUACAGUACGAAAUGCCUUUUAAGAGGAUUGAACCCAUCACACACGAGCAGGUUUUAGAUGUCAGUGAGCAGGGGCCCUUUGGGGAACUGCAGACAGUCUCCGCAAUUUCCAUGGCUGCUGCCACCUCCACUGCUCUUGCCACUGCCCAUCCAGACCUGCGCUCCACCUUUCAUAACACAUAUCAUUCACAGAUGCGCCAGAAACACUAUUAUCGAAGCUAUGAAUACGAUGUACCUCCUACUGGCACCCUGCCGCUUACCUCAAUAGGUAACCAGCAUACCUACUGCAACAUCCCUAUGACACUUAUAAACGGGCAGCGGCCACAGACAAAAACUAACAGGGAGCAGAAUCCGGAAGAGGCUCACACAAACAGUGCGAUACUGCCCCUCUUGCCACGGGAGACCAGUAUAUCAAGUGUCAUUUGGUGACCGAAAUGCAAGGGGCCAUCAACCCCCUUGAGUAGGAGCUGAGUCUGCAGUCCGGUGCCUGGAACUACAUCCUCGACUGCUGCUGUUAAACAUGCAUUACAAUCGAUAACAUACGAGGAAAAACAGGGUCUUGUACAUAUGUUUUUUGCAAUUUCUUUGUAGCAUCAGUCUUCCUGUUUUACCCAUGUUUCUUCCCAUUCACAUUUUCGACUUUGUUUUAUAUGUCAUUGGAGUUUGUAUAUUUACAUUUUUUUAAAUGAAGAGACUGCUGUAUAGAUAGGAAACAUUUUUGCUUCAUUAGUAUAGUUUUAGACUUUUUGUUUGUUUGUUUUUAACCUCUCUUGGGAAUGCUUGGACAAAGCUAUGUUGAUAUCAGAAGCACCAUCCAUUUUGUUGGCCUGCCUAGCCUGAUUCCUGAAGGCCAUGCCUGCUGCAGUUCACCUCUUUUGGAGAAUAUUUGUUCUUAGAAGGACCCCAUCCCUCACUGAGAGCUCCAGUUUCAUUUCUACUCCCGUAAUGUGCACUGCUCCUUCCCUGCCCUUACAAUGACCCCCAUUUGGGGUAACACUACAGUCUGAUCAUCUAACAUGUAACGUGGUAGAUACCUGUCGAACAACAGAAUAUACCCAAUCUGUAUCAGUUGCUUCACAGUAGUCACUACAGAGUGUGUAGAAACUAGAGAUGGUUUGGUUUUUGCUUUCUUGGGUUUGUUUGGGUUUUUUUGUUUUGGUUUUUUUUUCAAUUAUUAUUUUAGGAAUGAGUUGAUUGUAUCCCUUUUAUAAAUAUAAAAGCAAACCCUAUUUUUAACACUUCCUGGAAAAGUAUUAAUGUGGUUGUGGAUUUUAUUUUUAAGCAUUUAACUUUUUCUUCUCCCCCUUUCAAAAUCCUGCAAAUAAGAUCAUUUGCAAUCAUCAGGCAAGUAAGACAAGUGAGGCAAUAGGCACUGAAGUGCAGAGAGUCCUGCUGAUAUUUACAGUGAUGACUUCCAAACCAAAGGGGAAUAAAAAGACAAUAUUGUAGAUGGUUUGUCACUUUGUAUUAUAGAAAGUGUUAUUUUCUAAAAAGGAAUAGCAAAACAUUAUUUUGCUGUGGAUUACAGAGUCCCCUUGUAUUUUAAUGUUCCAAAACCUGUAUUUGCUUUAAAAUGCUAUAUUCAGGAUUAAGAAGUCGUCUUUCAUUUGGUUUUAGCUUGUAACAAUAAGUAAAACUUUAUUAAUUUCAACAUGAUUUCAGUAAGAACUCAGGCAGAAAAAAAUGACAUGAUUGCCAACAAAUAUAAUUGUUUUCAGAAUAAACUUUAUUUAUACAAAAUUAAUAUUUAAAUCAGACCUGGAAGUAUUACAAACAAUUUA